AUGGAUAAAAAUUGCAUCAGCAUUGGCAUGUGCUUUGUGCCAAAUACACAAGCACAUUUUGAUGUUAGAUGCGGAGCCGUCAACAACAAAAGGCACAUUUUGGCCACAGGUACUGAUCAGGGUGUAAUAGUAAUAUGGAACAUAAGUUCUCCAAUAGUGGAUAAAAUAAGAUAUAAAGGAACGCUAAAAAGAUUCAAAGAAAUAUAUGAGAAGAAAAAUGGACUUAAAUUAGUUCCAAGCUACGUACUGAUGUCGAACACAAAUUCAUUGGCCUUCCCAGUAACUCAAGUAGAAUUCGCAGUAGGAGACUCAGUUCAUUCGGAUUUGAGCGUGAAUGAAGACAAAUCAAAGGACUUUAAGCCAGUGGAGUUCGGAGAGGACAUAUUGUUGUCGUUGCACGAGGACAGUACACUGUGCAUAUGGUCGCUUAGUAGUUACAGAUGCCUGCAUAAAAUAAGAGGACCGCCCUUUCAAGUUCGUAGCAUCAAAGUGCUCCCAGACAGGAGGUUUUUGGCAGUUGUUGGAGACGCGAAGGUGAACAUAAUUGACAUUUGGAACAUAAAGCUGAUACAGACGCUGGAAAUAUCGAACCCGGAAAACAGCGUUAAGAGCAGUCCGCUGGCGCAGUUUUCAUCAGAGGAGAUGUCUGACAUGUCGAGCACGCCCCUGACGAACUCGACGCCGAGGAUACUGACCACAGCGUGCAGCAUAGCACCAGCAGUAGAAAGGCUCGACGCCAACAAGAACCUGAGGAACGUCAGCGCCCUGAUCUUUGUGGCGAUAACCACGAGCAAUGAGAUGCUUCUCUGGGACCUGACCUCGGCAAUACUGUCCUACAAGUCAGAAGAAGCGAGUCUGAAUGGCCCGGUGAAGGUGGCGACGGAGUGGGACGGAGCCUACGAAGUUAACGUGCCAAUAUUCCCGAAAAACCAGGAUGACGCAGGACCAAGAAAGGCGAAGAGGAAUAAAAGACAUAAAUGUCCGACGCUUAGCGAGUACAUGUACGAGCUGGAGCACGAUCAGGGGAGGAUCUACGUGCUGGACAACUACGUCUUCCUGAUGGUGGGAUACCGCAUCCUGGUGUGGUACUACGAGGCGCACGAGCUGACGAGGACGGCGGAGCUGUUCAGCUUCACAGACGACGAGUUCAGCAGCUCGACGGCAAAGUGGCUGGGCCUAGGCUGCGUGAGGGCGCGGAGCGUCGACCUGCUGUGCUGCUGGCUCAGAAGCGGGAAGAUGAGAGUGUACAGGAUACCUGAGGCUAACUCUAAGAGGCACUUUGAAGUAAUCAGAAACUACAAGUUCCCAAGGUUCCGGCGACCCUGCGAAAACGUGGAGUUGUACCUGCGAGGGGAAGGCGCGGAGGACGAGGUGAUUCCACUGCACCUGAUUCACUUCGACGGAGAUGUGUACUACGGAGUGCACGGACUGAGGGAAUGGAAGCACCAAAAGAACGCAGUUGACCUGAAGGUAGCAGGAACGCCGAACCUGACGUGUCUGGCGGAGAGGAAAGGCCGCAUUAGUAAGAUAGAGUUGCACGAGAACGGAGAAAUGGAGGCGGUGGAAGUAGGGAGCUACAGGAGAGAGAAGAUGGUUUCGCCGAGGGUAUUCGCCGAGGUGCUGAGGAGAGUGAGUAGGAGCUGGCGAGUGCGGCAGUUCAUAAUAACGGAGGCAAUCAACGACCACCUGGACAGGUUCGAAAGGAGAAGGACCGUAGGCACCUGCAGCGUCAGCAUGCUGCACUGCACCGGAGAGAACCUGGUCGUGGCGCUCGAAAGAGGAGUGCUGGUGUACUCGCUGAGCUCCCUAGCCCCUAAAUUCAUGAUCAACGCAUGCCACCUCUUCAACAUAAGGAGCGUGCACAACAUCUGUGGACUAAGCGGAGGAGAGAAGGACGCAGACCUGGUGGAAAUGGCAAACUACUUCGCAACAGUGGACACAGAGGGCUGGAUGGUGUUAUACGUCAUCCACGAGAUAGUGAGCAGCAUCAGAGGAGUGCAGGACUCGGACCACGUGAAGAUCCUCAUCGACGACGAGAGCAUAUACAGUAACACGGCAAUCAAGGGCCAGAGCGACUUUGACUUCCUGGGCGAGGAACGUGACCUGACGCUGUCGAACUUUUUCAUAUAUCGCAAAAAUUACAGAGGAAUUCACAGAAUAAACACGCGCUAUCACCUGAGAGCCACGGAAGUGGAUAGAAUAGCACUGGACAAAAACAGAGACCUGCUGUACGUGCUGACGAGCACGAGUGUGCUGGUCUGGAGAGCAACCACAGGAAGCAUGGUGUACAGCUACGGGUACCUGGCGCUGUACAGGCAGGCGAUCCUGGUCUCCUCAAAGGCAGACUACAGGGACCUGAAGUCGUCGCUGAGCAUCUCGGAGACGCUGGCGACGAUGCUGACCGCGAAGCCGGCGACGGAGGAGGAGGAGGUGAGGAUGCCGAACUACGCGACCUCGCUGUCACUCUUCUCGGAAAAGUAUAAGAGGAAGCUCAAGUGUAACCUAUUUUUAUCGCACCUAACACUGUCGAUGAAAGAUAAUCGACGCGUGAACACACGGACACACGCAAGUAGCGGGAAAACACACGCACCAGCCAACAAAGUUGUCACCAGUGGAGGGACACAAGAAAGUGGCGCCACUGGAAGAUAUACAGUAAAAUUUGUAAAAAGCAAAAGGAUGCUUAAAAUAAGAGCCAUUAGAGGGACGGGAAGGAGAAGUAACAGAGAUGAGAAGGAACAUGAAGAGGAAAAGGGUGGAGCUGUCAGCUUCAACAACUCGGUGCCAGUGAUAAUUUUCAAUUUGGAGUCGCUGCUGAGUGGAGGCGACACGGAUUACCUGAGCGUAGCAAAGGACUGUCUGUUAUGCUACCUGGGAGUGCCGAACGGAAGCGUGACGAUUCCACUGAAGUACGACCUGAGAGAGAAGGCCUACGAGAUGAUAAGGAAACGCAGCACACUAAUGAGCGACACGCAACAAGUGAAACACUAUGAAAAGUUGAAUGUAGUUGAAGCAAGGAGUCCGAAAUCAAAGGAGAGAGCGUACGAGGAUUUAGAGCAACCAUUGCUGAGAAAGCACUCAGAUGAGCCUAUCGUAAUUGGGAAUUUGGAGUGGAAGAAAGAGGUUGAGAUAGUUGAUGAUGGGUCGGCAUUAGGCCAGAUGGGUGAGCACACUGGGCAUGUUGUACUUACUGGGCGGUUUGAUGGUUCUGGGAAGGGUGAACGCACUGUCCAUCUUGAAAGUAGUGGACAGGGUGAGCGGGAGUUAUCGCAAUUCUUGAAGGACAGGCCGCCCUCUAAAAGUAUUGAGUCCAGGAUGCCGUUUGGACGCACAGGAGGCGGAACGACAUCUGUGGGAUCGGGGGAAGGCGACUACGUAGAUUUGCCAAAAACACGUAGUUGCGACGCCAAAUACAGAGUAAACAGGUACUUGAGCACAUGCUCGUUCUUCCACGAGUCGUUUUUACUGAGAAACGGGACAAUUAGGAAUUACCGCGUCCUGAGGAGUGCAAGCACAAGCAAGGACGGCUUAAUGGACGUUGGCCCGCCGGUUGGCAAGGAGCACAGUAACGGGAGGCGGGAGCUUGACAUAUGGUUGCUGGUGGCAGUGCUGAUGAACACGGAAAGCGACAAAGGCUCCAACAAGGUUCUCGAGUACAUGAUGAGCCACAUCAGAAGUCUGGACAGAAGUGAGUUGGACCUGCACGUGGCCAGGGCUCUGGCGACGAUGCACGUGGCGCAGAGCUUCAAGCUAAAGGGAAAGACGAGCCUGACGCAGAUACACGUGUGCAACUGCAACGCGACGGUCUUCACCUUCGGAACCAAGUGCGGCUCGUGCCACAAAACGCACUCGAAGUUUGACCAUAACCAGGAGAUAAAGAGCAUCAAGAACAUAAACGAGGACAGUUCGCUGAUAGUAUUGGCACUGAUAGCACUGGACAAUUACCUGUAUUCCCUGAAAAACUCGAUAAGAAUGGGCCUGAAACUGUACACGAUAGCCUCCUACGUGGUGCAGCAGUUAAUGACGAAGUUGCUGACGUUGGAGGACAACAGUGACCUGAUAAAGGCGAACCAAGUGCAGAACAAGGCCGCCACGCCCAAACAUGAAACUGGGAGGAAUUUUGACCUUAAGGGGUUCCUUUUAGACCUGUUUGCGCAGGGCUUUGGAGUGGUCUGGAACCUGUCAACCUUCUCAAAGCAGUCAGUGCUGCCAGACCAGAUUAGGUACACGAAGUAUUCGCUGCUCUUCAGGGAGGACUUUGGAUCGACAGAGGGGAUCUGCAUGGACAACGCCUUUUUCAUUCUGUUCCUAUUCCAGUACUACCAUUACCUGAAUGACAGGUCCUGGAAUAAACUUCUGCUGAUAUCCUGUAGUCAGAACACGCCGCUGGCAAUAGACAUAAUAGGCUGGAUCGUGAAGAAGAGGAAGUUGGGGAAUAAAGCAAUCAUUAGCGUCAUUAAAUUUAUGAUCAAGUUCAUGGAAAGUUACAUGGAGUUGGCCUUUGCACACCUCCCAGAUUUGGUGAGCAUAGUGAUAAAGUGCCUCGAUCCCCUCGACUACAACAUCAGGAUUAUGUUGCUGAAGCCGGCAACUAAUGCUCUAUUCUUUCUGGUCAAGAACAUACCAAUGGUGGACUUCCACCAGGACACACAGAGGUUCGCAGUGGGAUCGCAGUCAGGCUUCAUGAUAAUAUACGACAUCAGGACGGCGACCAAGUGGCGAAUGUUUUUGGGAAAGCAGAGCCGAAUCGCCUGUGUCGCUUUUGGAUCAAAUGGUAGUCUAAUAUCUGCCUAUUACCACCAAGUACCUUGUUUCAUGGUGUGGAAGUGCUCUUCCAGCGGCCUCAUAGGCUCACUGCUAUCUAACACCAGCAAGGAGUAUAAGUUAAUCAAGCUUAAGCAGAUCAACGUGUUGCCGACGCUAAAUCAGGUACUUUGCACAAAUAAUCAUAUAAACGGACACACAACGCAUACAUAA
Molecule: messenger RNA, 4974 nt
Organism: Theileria orientalis strain Shintoku
Lineage: Eukaryota; Apicomplexa; Aconoidasida; Piroplasmida; Theileriidae
Exons: 8
Coding region: 1-4974 (1657 amino acids)
Cellular component (GO): cytoplasm
Molecular function (GO): protein binding
Source: RefSeq, a predicted model, not a curated record